Funneliformis caledonium is the source of this 942-nucleotide messenger RNA. Lineage: Eukaryota; Fungi; Glomeromycota; Glomeromycetes; Glomerales; Glomeraceae. The record is from the annotation of a GenBank genome assembly.
AUGACCAUUUCUACAGAAAUUUUUCAAACGACCUCAUUAGAAUCUAUAAAAUCUAAUCCUUCCGCUUAUGAAAAUUUAGAAGCGAUCCUUACUAAUAAAGAUGGACAGGUACCAUUACAUAAGCGUUUUCGAGCCAUUUUUACUUUAAAAAAUCUCGCUGACGAGAAAAGUGUAGAUAUACUUGCCAAAGCCUUUGAUGAUGAUUCUGCAUUAUUAAAGCACGAGCUUGCAUAUGUUCUGGGUCAAAUAAAGGAUCCAUAUGCAAACCCGGUGCUUCGUACCGUCUUAGCUAAUAAAUCGGAAGAUCCUAUGGUUCGGCACGAGGCAGCCGAGGCUCUUGGGGCAAUUGGAGAUUCAUCAUCAUUAGAUAUCCUUGAAGAAUAUCUAAAUGAUGAAUAUGCAGUGGUCCGAGAAACUUGCGAAUUGGCUAUUGCAAGGAUUAAGUAUGAGAAUGAUAAAGAAAAACUGGAUGUUCCUAAAAGUUUAUAUACUUCAAUUGACCCAGCACCACCAAAUAUAAAAAUUCAAUCGGUAUCAGAGCUGCGAGAAAUUCUUUUGGACGCAAAAUUACCAUUAUUUGAACGAUAUCGUGCAAUGUUUGCAUUAAGAAACUUGGGUAACACAGAGGCCGUGUUGGCUCUUGCUGAAGGUUUUAAUGAUUCAUCUGCUUUAUUUAGACAUGAGAUUGCUUAUGUUUUUGGACAAAUGCGAAGUCCAGCAAGUGUUCCUGCCUUGAUUAAAACACUGGAGAAUAUGAAUGAAUUAUAUAUGGUUAGACAUGAAGCAGCUGAAGCACUGGGAUCUGUUGCAACGCCUGAAUGUUUACCAGUGUUGAAAAGAUUCAAAGAUGAUCAAGAAAGGGUUGUCAAAGAAAGUUGUGAGGUAGCAUUAGACAUGUAUGAAUAUGAGAGUUCUCAGGGGUUCGAUAUGCUGACCGUCUAA